ACGAAUACAAGAACAAGAAGAAGAAGAAGAAGAAGACCAAAAAGAUCAGUUUUUCCCUCUCAUGGAUUUCUCCAAAUCCUCAAAGAAAUCUUCAAAUUCUCGCAAAUCAGUCUUCAAUACCAAUCCUUCUGUUCAUCACAGAAGAAAUUUUCAAGAAGCUGAUGAAAAUGAAGAUCCAAAGGCAAAGAAGGCCUUGGAAAAGAAUUUAAUGGACAGCAUUGUCUCCUCAGGUUAUAAAAAGAAGAUCUUGGCAGAGAUGGAUGAUGAUUUCUCACUGAAUUGUGAUGAAAACAUCUUCAGAAGUACCCCUCAAACAUCUUCAGUUCCUUAUGAUCCUGUGACAAAUUACACUUCUCCGAGGCCUUUGUUCCUCCGGUACAACCCAAAUAGGCGGCAUGAGAUUCUUCGGCGCAUUGAAGGUGAAUUGAAGAAAGAGGAAUCACAAGAAUUUGUCAAAGAUGAUGAUGAUGAUGAUGAUGAUGAUGAUGAUGAUGAUGAUGAUGGAGAUGGUGAAGAGAAGGAAGAGGAGGAGGUGUUUGAAGAGAAACCCGGGGUUUUCGGUAUGUUAUGGAAGUCAUUUCUAAUACUAGGAGUACUCAUGAUGUCUACUUGUUAUAUAUCUUGCAUGAAUUCUAGUCAUCUUCCAUACAACGGAAAUCAAAUGAGGUUUCAAGAAGAGACUUUUAGUAAUGUCAGUAAUCUGGAUGUGUUUCCAAAAAGAGUAGACAUGGAAUGGAUUGUAGAAAACAUUAACAGUAGUAUGUUGAUUCAUGAAGUGAAGGAAGUGCAUGAUUUUCAAGAAAUUAUAGCAGGGAAAGAGGAAGAAGAGACACUGUUAUUGGUGGAGAAUGAUGUUCCAAAUGAUGAUGAAUCUUUGGUGGAAGAGUGUAGUGAAAUACAUGAAGAAAUUGUAGACACUGAAAUGUUGGAAAAGAAGGAUGUUUUGAGUGAGUUUAGACAAGAUUUGCAGAAUCAAUUGGUUCCAUGGAUGCCAUUAACUGAUGGAAAUCCUGAAGAAAAAGUUGAAGAAAAUAAGAUGGUUUUAUAUGAUGGAAAUCUACUGCUUCUCUUGUCAACAACUAUCUCAGUGAUACUAAUUGGGCUCUUAAUGUAUUUUAGAAGACCGAAAUCAGAUUCAGCAGUAGUCUCUGUUCAUAUUGAAGCAAAGAGUAUUAUUGAUCCCAAUGCAAAUCUUCAGAUUGAAAAGCAUAAUUUUUCAGAUGUUAAUCUUGAGAAUGAGCACAACGAGUUUUAUGAAUCCCGGCCACCAUUGGUCGAAUUGCUUGGGGAGUUUUCUGUCGAUAAAUUGGAUUCAAAGGAGAAUGAACAAGCGAGGACAGUGGCGAAAAAGACUUCAAUUACUGUUGAUAAAAGUUAUCGAUCUUCUUCUUCAGUGAAGUCCUUAGCUUCAGCUGCAGAGAGUAUUAGUGUUACUACCCCAAAGAAGCCAUUGAGGAAAGAGGAGGAAGAGAUCAUCAGUGCCAGUGCAAGCAUAACUCCUUUGAGACGAUCAAACCGAAUCCGCAAUCGAAUCACUUCUCCUUCAUAAAAACUUUAAUCCAAGCGAAUUACCAGCCUGUACUUCAGGUUUCAUUUUUUCUGUUGUAUCAAUAUUAAAUAUAGAAACACUGAUUUGUGUUUUCAGUGAUAUUCAUGUAUUUUUUUUUCCUCUUAUCAAUUUCCGCCUGCAUAUUGCAUAAGAUGGAAAAAUCAAGAAGUUUCUGGUUCUUGAAGUUUCCCUAAUGAUUUGAACUUGUGAAUCAUUAAGUUUCAAUGAGAUGAUAUUUUUA
This is a messenger RNA of Dioscorea cayenensis subsp. rotundata (Guinea yam), 1790 nucleotides long. RefSeq lists its product as uncharacterized. The transcript has 3 exons. The record is from RefSeq and is a predicted model, not a curated record. The coding region runs from base 62 to 1549 and encodes 495 amino acids. NCBI's taxonomy places the organism in Eukaryota, Viridiplantae, Streptophyta, Magnoliopsida, Dioscoreales, Dioscoreaceae.